GGGCGGGCAGAAAAUUCUACGCGUUUGUCGGGUUUUGCGCUCUUCCUAAAUAUGUGAUCAUCCCGAAGCCGAGGGUCCUGGACAUGUGAGGACGCAGCGAGGCCACCACUGCCGACCCACGCUGCUUUGGGCUCCCGGAUGACCAUGUCUAUGGAUUUUAAAACUUAUGUAGAUCAGGCAUGUAGAGCCGCUGAGGAAUUUGUCAAUAUUUACUAUGAGACAAUGGACAAAAGAAGGCGGGCACUGACCAGGCUGUAUCUGGACAAGGCCACUUUAAUAUGGAAUGGAAAUGUUGUCACUGGGCUGGAUGCCCUAGCCAAUUUUUUUGAAAUGUUGCCUUCUAGUGAGUUCCAGGUUAAUAUGUUAGAUUGCCAACCAGUUCAUGGUAAGAUCAGGGUCUUCCAAGAGCAAGCUACCCCAUCCCAGACCACCGUUCUUGUUGUGACCAGUGGAAUUGUGAAGUUUGAUGGAAACAAACAGCACUACUUCAACCAGAACUUCCUGCUGUCUGCUCAUUCGACUCUUAACAACACCGUGUGGAAGAUUGCAAGUGAUUGUUUCCGUUUUCAGGAUUGGGCUAGUAGUUAAAGGGGGUAAAGGUCCAUUCUUCUUUAGUGCUUUAGUUCCGGCAACAGCAAUUUAUGUGAAUUAAUUCAUUUCAUUGUAGAAGCACUGUAAACUAGUAUGUGUUAAAACUAGAUUUCUUUAAUAUUUUUUUUGAUUUCUAGCAGCUGCCAGUUUGGAUCACUGCCCUUAAGAGCUUUAAUGCUAGUUUUUUACAUGCCUUAUAUACAUUCCACUAAUGACAUUCUGAUAGUGAUGUUAAACACAUGAUCUCUACUAACAUUCACUGUGAAUUCAGCCCGUCGCAAAAAUGAAAUCCUUUUAUAAUACUAUCCGUGGGUUAUCAGCACAACAUAACUCUCUGGGAGAAAGUGGGGUUUUUCUGGUUAUUAGGUUAGUUUUGUAGUAAAACAUACACUUAUUUUCAGUAAACACUGGUAGUGCAGUUUUAAUAUAUGGCUUUUUCAUAUCAGCUCAGUGAAAACAUUACUAAUUUAAAUUUGCAUAACUACUCAGACAUACUGGAAUUGCAUGUAGAGAUGUUCGGUAGUCUCUUUAACAUGUUAAGUAACGUGUUUUAUGUUGGCAUGUUUUUUUGUGAAGUGAAUUAGUAGACUAGAGAGAUACAUAAUGUCUCAGUUGAUACCUGAGUACUAGGUACAAUUUGGUGGCUUAAAAGCAAAACUUCUUAAAAAGAUUUUUCUUGGCAACUCCAGGUCUAUAACUUUGGGUUAUGUAUGAUAGUAGGACUGAUAGCUUUAACGUGAGAAUGGAGAAUGAGAAAUGUCGAGGUCUAAGGUUAGAGGCAAAAGUAAGGAGGGGUGGCCAAAUGCUAAAUUUUUGGUGCUUGUUUUCUACCCUUGAAAAUGUUUUAAGUCUUAUUUUUAGGAUUUUAAAUCACUAAGGUCAUCGGUAUCCUUGCCAAAUGGUCACAAGUAUCACAUUUGUUCUAAAUACGAUUUUUCAAAGUUUUUCAACUUACCUCAUACUUAUCACCAAUAUAGGUCUCAAUUUAUUCAAGAAUUUUUGGGGGUAAAAUGUCAGCAAUAAGCCUAACCUUGGCAGCUGGAGUCUGACAGGAAAGUCGGAAGCAAAGCUAUUGCCAUUAGUAACAGGACAUGUCUCUUAACAUCUAUGUCUUCCAUGUAAACUUUAGGCCAAAACUCUACAAUAUAUUAACGCCCCACGAGAUAAGUGAUUUUACCGCAGCAUUUUACACUGUCAACUGUGUUAUUUUUUAAUUAUUUGAAAUUAAAAAUUAUUUUUUAUGAUUUAUUCUUCCAUAUGGCAUUGAACAAUAAGAUCUGUUUUAAAACAUUCUGUUUCUGUUAUGUGGCUAACUUUGACUUUUUAAAGAGAAAAUGAAGAACAGCAGAUCUUUAUAAACCCAUAAACUUCAAAACAACAAAUUGAUUAAUUUGAUUCUCAACUUCUAAAGAGAAAGAAACCUAGCUUUGGUUUUUGGUUAAACUUUAAAUGUCUUUUCCAUUUUUUUAAAUUAAUUUUUAAAAUGUUUUUAAGCUGUGUGUGCCAGCGUCGUUUCUACAUUGAAGCUCAAAAUUAAUGUUUCUUCUCAGUUAAUUUUAAAACCAGUAAUUUGUUUCCCCUUGUCCCAGACUGCACACUACAUUUCUGCCAUUUUAACAAAAUAAGGGGCUGGAACUGAAAUUUCAAAAUUAUCCAUGUCUUCUUGUAGUACUGAUCAAAACUUAACACAUUAUAUUCUGCUCAAAAUGAGCUGCUUAUUUUAAAUUGGCUUUUUAAAACCACAGUUUUAGCAACAAUUUGAAUGUCAAACACUAACCCCUCCCCUUAGGGAGAAUAGUUUCAAAUGGAAGCUGCAUAUAACUAGCAAUAACUGGACUGCUAGAACAGUUGUGUACUAGUCACUAGUUUUACAUUUUUAAGACUUGCAUAUGAAUGCCUUUUCCAAGUUCUGUAUAACUUUAGUUGGCUAGAACUACUCUUAUGUGGACUAUACUGUAUUUUUAACAUGCUCAUAUUUUUGUAACUUGAAAAAAUAAAAUAAAAUAUGCCUUGAGAUGAGUUUUAUCAAAUUUGUUUUAAGAUCUUUUGAAUUUUUGAAAGCCCCAGAGCAGGUACUUGUUUUUUUACAAUGUAAGGUUUUUCAAAUUUAACAAAAUGUUAGAAUGUUGAAAACAGUGGCUGACAACUUGAACUUUUUCUUUGCUGUCCUGUCUCUAGCACACCCUAUUCUUUCUCUUUUCCUACCAAGUAUUCAUAUUCCUCAGAUCACCUCUAAGGUCUAAGUCAGAUUUUUGGUGAGAAGUUGCAAAUUUGAACCUUGAGGAACUAGCCAAAAUGCUGUUAAGUAGACAAUCAAAAUACAGUUUUUUUCCAAGAAGAAUGGUCUCAUUAUCUUUAAUUCUACAUUAAAAAUAUGUCAACAGACACUUUUGGAGG
Molecule: messenger RNA, 2988 nt
Organism: Trichechus manatus latirostris (Florida manatee)
Lineage: Eukaryota; Metazoa; Chordata; Mammalia; Sirenia; Trichechidae
Gene: NXT2
Product: nuclear transport factor 2 like export factor 2
Exons: 4
Coding region: 139-588 (149 amino acids)
Biological process (GO): poly(A)+ mRNA export from nucleus
Cellular component (GO): nuclear pore central transport channel
Source: RefSeq, a predicted model, not a curated record